GCGAUUCGACCCCUUGGCCUCACCCGCCGAAGACUUCAUUUCCCAGGAUGUUAAGGGGCGGGGCCGGCCGGAAGGCUGUGUUUCCUCCGCAGGGCAUGAUGGGGGAGUCGGAGAUUUCCAUCAUGGCGGCUUCCAUUUCGGGCUACACCUUCAGCGCUGUGUGUUUCCACAGCGCCAACAGCAACGCCGACCACAAAUCCAUAAUCAUCAGCCGUGUUCAAAACUUUUUAGUUUUUAUGACUAUGCAAGCAAAGUUAAUGAAGAGAGUUUGGACAGGAUUCUUAAAGAUCGGAGAAAGGUAUGUUCUAUUUGUUGCCCAGUCUGAUUUGGAAAUCACUCUUUAUCUUAUCACCUAA
Molecule: messenger RNA, 356 nt
Organism: Leptonychotes weddellii (Weddell seal)
Lineage: Eukaryota; Metazoa; Chordata; Mammalia; Carnivora; Phocidae
Source: RefSeq, a predicted model, not a curated record